Molecule: messenger RNA, 3926 nt
Organism: Sycon ciliatum
Lineage: Eukaryota; Metazoa; Porifera; Calcarea; Leucosolenida; Sycettidae
Product: transcription factor GATA-4-like
Exons: 5
Coding region: 704-2815 (703 amino acids)
Biological process (GO): positive regulation of transcription by RNA polymerase II; negative regulation of transcription by RNA polymerase II
Molecular function (GO): DNA-binding transcription factor activity, RNA polymerase II-specific; zinc ion binding; RNA polymerase II cis-regulatory region sequence-specific DNA binding
Source: RefSeq, a predicted model, not a curated record
AGAUCCUUUUUUGUUCCUCUCUCUCUCUCUCCCUCUCUGCCUUCGUGUUAAAUUAUUCUUUGCUUUAGCUGUCGGCGAAGCCUAGGGCAUUCGCAAGUUGGAUUUCCUUUCCAACGAGCAUAGCAGUGGUGGUCGUGUCGGUUCGAAAUCCGUCUAACAUUGUAGCAGCAGACCAACUCAGAGAGCCAUCUGUGUAUUCACCUGGCCUUGAAAGUAAUCGCAGGCAGGUCCGUAGCAGUUUUAAUCGCCGCGAUCCACACCGGAGUGACCCCGAGUAGCGUGAUAUUUAGCGACUGAAAGAAGGGAUCUCUGAGGCUGAACUCGAACAAAAAUCCAUUCUUCAGUAAGCGACAGGCAGGCGCCCCCUUUCACAGUCUCUUUCGAGUGCUCUUUGACCACUGUGUGCUGCGCGCGGCUACAAUCCAAGCAACCGUGACGUAGCCGCGGAGACGAGAAUUUCUCCAAUAAAACAACACCUCCGCGGAGACAGGUGAGGUCAGUGCUGGAAAAGGCAGGACGAGCUAAUAUCGACACUACAAAUAUCCCCACUACUGAGAAAGGAAACUGCUGAGCACGCUUUCACUGUCAUCCCAUUUCAUCCCGGUCGAGAACUGUCGAGAAGACUACCUUUUGUAUCCGAGAAUACGAGAGAGAUAGAGGAUAUUGCUGCUUGAAAAUUCCCUUGCAAGACGCGAUCGAUCGAAUGUGCAGCAAAAUGAUGGCUGCACCUUACAAUGUGUCCUCUGAUUCGCUCUCCUCCGCUCCCCCGCCUCACCAGUCUACGUGGUCGUCAGCUGCAGCUGCGUCCCCAUACAUGGCGGGACACGAAGAGGUAGCCACUAACGCUGGGGAUGCCUGCACUGACUGCUCGUGUUGCUGUUCUCACGGUGCAGCAGCGCCUCGACAAUGCCACUCCGUGGAGCUAAGGCACAACAGCUCAGACGAUAAGGUCAACAUUCAAACUAUUCGAAGGAUAACCUCACCUGAUCAACCAAGGCACUCUCUAUACCCAGAGAUUUCGUCGUCAUCGCUACAUCAACUGUCCCAUCAAGACUAUCAGCGCAACCUUGAUAGCUACACACGUUCCACCAGGAACAACGACAGCAGCAGCAGCAGCACAACCUCGCUAGAGUCCAGCAUCGAUCAAAGAGAUUGUGAUUGGUCACCGAGGAGCAGCAGCAGAAUGUCGUUUGGAGUAGGCCAAGUCACAUCCUUCCCUCCUCUCCUCUCACCACCCGAGCAGCAUCAGCAACAGAAUCAUCAUCAACAGCAGCAUCAUCAUCAGUUUGUCACGGCUCAUCACGGAUACGCCGGACCUCAACAUCAUGCUUCCACAGACUCCAUUACGUCCAAUCUUCUAGUCGCUCCCAGUUACUACAGCGGAGAGGUAGCAGCAGGCGCCGCGUCCAGUGCACACGGCAACCAUCCGUACUUUGGCUCUGAACCCAGCAUUCCGCAACCAGCUAAUGCAGGAGCUGCAGCAGGAGGAGGACAAACAGUCGUGAAUGGUAUCUCUGCGCCGAUGUUCAGACAGCAGCCAUUCUGCCCGAACAUGUCCUGGUCUACGUCUAUUAAAGCUACGACCUUCCCGCCGGUAACGUCUCAUGCAAGCGUUUCGGCGACACCAGCGCCGACAUCACCUCCGGCUGCUCCCUGGUAUACAGGUAAAAGUAGCCCCAAUCAAUCACCAUUGCCACUCAUACAGCAAAACUCAACUGUUUUCACUUUCCCUACCCCGCCAACUGGUGCUAAGCUGGCUAGGGAAGGAUCCCUGCCUGGUUCCCUGGUGGAUCUGAGCAUUGUUGACCUUCGAUCUAUGUGGCAGCAUCCUCCGUCAUCCACGGGACCGCACAACACGCACAACACCCACCAUAGCACAUCGGGCGAGUCUGCAUCAACCAGCCUGCCGCCGUUGACUGAGCUUAGCCAGGGCCAGGCCUCUAACAUUGACGUUUCCACUGGAUCACCGUCCAUGUCUGACCAGCUGGAGAACACCAUGCCGAUGAACAACAGCGGUGCGACUAGUCUGCCGACCCUGCAGCCCAUCGAGAUGGACGGCUAUGUGAUGGACGCGCAGUCGGACACGCUGGAAGACAUGGAGAACCGUGAGUGUGCCAACUGUCACAUCAGCGAGACUCCACUGUGGAGACGGGACCGAGACGGGUCUUAUCUGUGCAACGCAUGUGGCCUGUACACCAAGAUGAACGGAGCACAUCGUCCACUGCAGAAGAGCAAGAAGAGAUCGAACACACCCAAGAAAACAGGCCAGGUGUGCGCUAACUGCAAGACGACCACCACCACGCUGUGGAGGCGCAAUCCUACCAACAGCGAGACGGUGUGCAAUGCGUGUGGCCUGUACCAGAAGCUUCAUGGGGUGAGUCGCCCACUGACUAUGAAGAAGGAUGUGAUCCAAACAAGGAAUCGAAAGUCAGCGAACGGCAAAGGCAGAAAGGGCGAGCGCUCCCCUGCCGGCAACAUUGUUGGCAUGCAGACUCACUUUGGUCGCCUGCAAUCCUCUUCGCCGUCAGUAGCUGCAGGCGUUGGCGGAGCAGCAGCCGUUACUGCUCCUUCUGGAGCCGUGAUCGCCGCCACUGACUACGCGGCGGCGUAUGGCGUGCCGCCCUACCAUCACGCUCACCAAACAGCAGCUGCAGCUCCCAUGCAAGCCACGUCCUUUCAAACGUACACGGCCGGUAUGGUGAUGGCCAUGCCCUCAGCUUUGAAGACGCGCUCGCCGCCCAGCGGAUUCGCACUCAGCAACCCAUCCAACACGGUCUUUCCUCAUCUUCUCAGCUCGCAAACCGCCACAGCAUAAGGACGACGAGAAAAGAGAAUUCCUGCCUCGUGUAAUCGUUACCGUGAAUGCCUUACACCAUACCCAAAGAACAGUUCGUGACCCCGCAUCUACCAGGACCCUCCCAAGGGUAACCAUUGUAGAAGUGCAAUUAGUAGAGACUGACUAUGUAGUACUAGUAGCUUUGUGCUUGUGUAGCAGGCUCCUCUUCUCGACUUGACCACUCUCGCAAGCCAACGGCAUCUCCGCUUUGUAUCAGCUUAGUGGGGUAGUGUCUUUGCUGUUUGCGUUAUCAGCUUAGUACUAUAGUAGAUAGACGCGCUACCACAGUGGCAUAUGUAGCACUGUAGUCUGUGCAUACUUCUUCGUUUCUCAUUCACAGUACGGACACAAGAGCGAAAUUGCCGAAGCUGAUCGCGGUUCUGAACACAAUUGUAUAUAUCCGGUGGAAUCUCGAAUGCGUGAACUUCUCUUCAAUAAUUAUACAUAUGCACCCAUGUAACCCAUGUAAGACAUGUAGAUGUCCUGUAGUUGGUAGUAUUGCUUUUAUCCUUGCUUGAAGAUUUUGUUUUAGCGUGAAACUCUGUGUGUUGCAACCAUCAUGUCCACUAAAUGGUUGAGUUUGCAUUCCCCAUGUCUGCAUAACUUUCUACUGUCGCAAGAGAAUUUUAACACAAACAACACCACCUGAGCAUGCAUGACCUAUUUUAUUGUUAUCAAAGAGCAUAAUAUCAUUUUUUCCUGCAUUUGGUGUGCUUUGAGCAAAUCUUCACGUGACAUGACGUGCAUGUCAGUUAUGCAGUAUAUGGAUGCUUCGGAUAUCUCAACCCUCUUGCCCGUUUCUAUGAAUUGGCCUUUUUUGUAUUUCUGUUUAUAUUCCUGAUUUCAGAAACAUGCCACGAAAUGAGAACCGAUAUUGCUGCCCUAGCUCUACUGUAACUUAUGUAGAUGCACUUCCACUCCAUUUUCCCAUAUCUGAAUUUUGGUCACAUCCUUCCACCUCGUUUGUGUUGUUUCAUUGUGGAACAUUGUUUGCGCCAGUUUGCUAUUCCAAUAAUGAUGAACUACUCAUUUCGGCCAUACAUACAUGUACAUCCGUAUAUUCUGCCAACAUCAAUCAACAAACAUUGAA